This is a messenger RNA of Microbotryum saponariae, 5071 nucleotides long. The record is from the annotation of a GenBank genome assembly. NCBI's taxonomy places the organism in Eukaryota, Fungi, Basidiomycota, Microbotryomycetes, Microbotryales, Microbotryaceae.
AUGGACAGCUCUCCCGCCUCGCCUUUGGCCCCCAGGGAUCCCAGCUCCCCUGAAUCUUCGAUCGGCGAACAAAUCGCCACUCUACAGGCCCAGCUUGCCGCUCUGCAGGCCUCGCAACCCGCCGCCGCCGCAGCCGCCGCACCCCCGGCCGUCACCGUCGUGCCGGGGAACGCCGCCACCGCAUCCAAGGUCGUGUUUCCCAAGCACGCUCGUCUGGACGGCCCCAAGUCGUUCACCAACUGGUUGCGUCAACUCCGUCUUGCACUCCCGAACCAGGUUCGUGGUUACGUUCUCGACGGUGUCGUUCCCCCGACCUGGACCGCCGACCAGCUUGCCGCACGUGACGACGCCGCCCGGGAAAUCAUCGUUGGCUCUAUCGACUCCGCCGACGUAUCGGCCACCCUCGACGCCAUCCCCAGCGACGACCUGUCGGCACCGCGCAUCUUUGCCGCUCUCAAGGCUCGUUUUGCACCGGACGACGCUACACGCACUCUCGAGUUGUUCGCUCGCCUUUGGGACUUCAGGAAGAUGCCUGCCUCCGUCGAGGCCUACGACACUUGGCUACGCGAGUACAUGUCGAUUGCUCAGGAAAUACGCGACGCCAAAACAUCGCUCAACGACGUGCUCGCCACCCACGUGCUCGCCAUGGUCCCGUCUUGCCUCGACAGCUUCCGACUCACGUUCACGGACGAGCAGCGAAACCGACGCGACCUUCCCGAACUCACGACGCUUACGGACCGCAUUCGCAUCCAGCUUCGUUCGGCAGGACUCUCGACCUCGCAUUCGGCCAUGCUUGCCACCAGCUCCCCCUGCCCCGCCUGCCGCGCUCCCGGUCACCGCCUGCGCGACUGCACUUCACGUGCGAAGCACCCGCCCACCGGCCCCUGCCGCCGAUGCCACAAGAAAGGUCACUGGGCACUCGACUGCAAGAACCGGGGUGAACAGGCACGUAGCAGCGACGACACCCAGGACGACACGUCUUCCUCCGCGGCCUCGCAACCGAACGUCGGCUAUUUCGCCUCCUGCCUCUUCGCUCGUCGCCAACUCCCAACUGACGCCUUUGUAGUCGAUUCGGGUGCCACGACACACAUGGUCGCCGACCGAUCUCUAUUCACGACUUAUCGUCAGACGGCACACACCAAGAUCGGCGGCAUCGCGGGCGGCAUCACGGCUAUCGGCAUGGGGGACGUGGCAUUCGUCGCCAAGACUGGACACCCGAUCACGCUCCGUGGUGUUCUUCACACGCCUGGCCUACACGUCAACCUCCUCUCUGUCUCUCGCCUCUGCGACACCGACCGCGUUCGUCUCGCCUUCACCAGCGACGGCAUCGACAUCGCCAAGGACGGCCGGGCCAUUGCUCACGGUACCAGGGUCAACGACGGUCUUUACCUUUUGGACGCGGAUCACACCAAGUGUCAGCAUCUUGCCUUCCUCUCACGCUCUGAGUCUCCCGUGCCCCUGCUUACCCUACACCGCUGCCUCGGCCAUCUUGCCCCAUCCUCUAUACAGAAGAUGAUUGCUGCAGGUUUGCUGGACGGGUUUGGGGCCGGGUACAGUGACAAAGACGUAGAGGAGUUUGUUUGCAAUGCUUGCCUUGGUUCCAAAGGUCACCGCCUUCCCUUUCCCGACUCUGAGUCGCAUUCCGCCGAGAGACUUGGCCUCGUGCACAGCGACGUCCUGUCGUUCCCCACUCCGUGUGAAGAGUCCACUCUCAGCUCGACAGGGGCGCCUCGGUCGUUGCGCGCGCCUGCUAGCCUGGCCCCUGUGGUGGGGACUUAGGCGCGCGCGAGUGCCUCAGCGCGCCGGCGCCGGCGGUUUUCGGGCGCGCGCCGCUAGCCCGCCCUUGCAGUGGGGACUUAGCCGCGCGCGACUGCCUCAGCGCUCCAGCGAUUUCGCCCGCGCCUGGGCAUAUCCCAGCGCGGGCCACCUUUCCAUUUCUUAGCUUCCUUCUCAUCACUUCUGUUCGACUCUCGACUUCUCCUGACAGUAGUGGUGAUCAUCUCAUAGGUACGCUGAAAUAGAUCACUUCUGUUCGACUCUCGACUUCUCCUGACAGUAGUGGUGAUCAUCUCAUACUCCGUCCUUGACCGGGAAGCGCUACCUUGUCACGUUUCUAGACGACCACUCUCGCAAACUCUGGGCAUAUGCGAUCGAUCACAAAAGCGAUGUUUUCCCGACCUUCCAGACUUGGCUCGCCGAAGUGGAGUUAGAGACGAACGCGCGGUUGAGGAUCCUUCGAACCGACAAUGGCGGGGAGUACCGAUCAAACGCAUUCACGGAGUUCUGCAAAUCCAAGGGCAUUCGUCGUCAAUACUCUAUCCCUUACACGCCUCAACAAAACGGUCGCGCCGAACGUGUCAACCUCUCCAUCGUCGAGGGCGUCCUCGCUCUCCUUGCGGACGCCCGUCUGCCGGCCACCUUUUGGGAUGAAGCGGCUGCGUAUUUCGUUUAUUGCAAAAACAGGUGCUCACACUCAGCUUUGGCCAAACAGACUCCAGAAUCCGUUUGGAACGGCCAACGCACCACCGCCACCGCCCUCCACCCGUUCGGCUGCACAGCCUGGCUCACGGUCGCCCCGGACCUUCGCAGCAAGCUCGACCCCAAGGCCGCGCGCGUGAUCUUCACAGGUUACGACCUCGCCUCCAAAGCUUUCCGUUUCUUUGACCAUUCCAUCAACAAGAUUGUACUUGGUCGCAAUGCCACCUUCCUCGACGACGACUUCCCCGGCCUGCCAGUCACCACGCCCGUCGAUGCAGACGACACCGACCGUCAGUUCGUCGUUCCCGCCGACACGCCCGCCCCUGCCGUCAAGACGAGGACCCCACUAGUAAGGUCGGCGCACAUGGACGUCUCAUCCUCCCUUGAUGAUUCUGCCAUGAGCGCCGUUGACGUGGCCCCAGGGUACACUGGCGGAACCUUACCUAAUUCCACAGAUACCGAAUCGUCCUCGUCACCGUCUCCUGAGCCGUCCUCGUCACCGUCGCCCACAAACCCUUUGUCACCGUCGCCUGCGCUGUCACCGUCGUUGGCAGCGUCAUCGUCACCCUCGGUCUCACCGACCGACUCUGACUACUCCGCCGACCCUCUGGACCUCAUCGGCUCACAGACCCCGACUCGCCUUGGCCCACCGGACGUGCACCGCCCAGACUUCAGCACGUACCGUGAGCCCGCAUCGGCUGAGGAGUCGCCCGACGAACUCGACAUCAUUGGGCGUCACUCGCGCGAUGAAUCGCCGGAUGAAAUCGAUUUCCUCACCCAACACCACCGCGCCUUCAUCGCCACAGACGACGACGACCCCACCCUCGACGCCAUCGAGCCCGUCAAAUCGAUCACUAGCGACCCCCAGACCUGGCGCGAAGCAAUGUCCAGCGACGAGCACAACAUCUGGGCUGAGGCCGCCGCCGCCGAGUUCACCGCCAUGCGCGACGACUUCAAGGUGUUCACCAUCGAGCCUCGCUCAUCUGUACCGCCGGGCGCCACCAUCGUCACCUCCAAAUUCGUCUGGAAGACCAAGCGCAACGCAAGCGGUGAAGUCACGGGGCGGAAGGCACGUCUUGUAGCGCAGGGUAACCGACAGCGCGACGGCAUCGACUUCUCAGAAACCUUCGCACCCGUCGCCCGUUUCUCCUCCAUUCGCUGCCUCCUGGCUCUUGCCGCUGCCAAUGGCUACCACGUUCAUCAGGCCGACAUCGACAAGGCUUACCUCCACGGCGAGCUCGAUCAUGAUAUCUGGAUGACGACACCACGCGGUUUCGACUUCCCGAGCGAUAAGGUUCUCCGGCUGCGACGCUCAAUCUACGGUCUCAAGCAGGCCGGUCGCAUCUGGAAUCGUCACAUUGACACAUCACUCAGGAAUCUGGGGUACAAGGCAACAGGCACUGAUCACUGCAUUUACUCUCGCAUUGACGAUCAGCAGCGGCCUCACUAUAUCGCCUUGUAUGUCGACGACCUCCUCAUUGUCAGUCCAGCCCUCGACGAGAUCGAACGUGUCAUCUCCGGCCUUGAACAGCGGUACGGCGUCAAACGACUCGGCCCCGCGGAGUACAUCCUCGGAAUCCAAAUACGCCGCCUGGACGACGGUUCCAUUGCUCUAUCCCAGGAGCGCUACAUCAUGGACGUGCUGGCCCGUUUCCACUUCGACACCACGACACGCGGCACUACGGUGCCGAUGACGCCCGGCCUCUCGCUCACGGCAAUUCCGGGUCAGGGAACGGAGCGCAUUCGUUCGUGGUACCUACAGGCCAUCGGCUCCCUCCUCUACAUCUCCCUUGGCACUCGACCCGACAUUGCCUUCGCCGUCUCGUACCUGUCCCGGUUCGCCAACAACCCCGGCCGCCGCCAUUGGAUUGCCGUCAAACACGUCCUUCGCUACCUUCGCGCCACGUACCGCGAUGAGCUUCUCUAUGCCCGCGGCCCAGCAAAAGUCACGGGUGUGGUUGGUUAUUCUGAUGCGAACUGGGGCGCCUGCGUCGACACAUCCAUUUCAACGAUGGGCUACGUAUUUUACUUGGCAGGCGCCGCUGUCUCUUGGUCGUCGAAGCGUCAGACUCGGGUAGCGGAUUCCACCACUGAUGCCGAGUACCUGGCCUUGUCGCACGCGGGUAAGGAAGCGAUCUACCUUAACCAACUCCUCUCCGAGCUCCACGUUUGCCCAAUCGCUGCAGCUCACAUCUUCACCGACAACGAGGCCGCGGCCGCCGUCGCUCACGACCCCGUUCGCACCUCCGGCACCCGGCACAUUCGCCUCCGCGAGCAUUUUGUCCGUGACAUGGUCAAUCGAGGUGAUAUCUCUCUCUCACACGUUGGCACAGCAGACAUGGUUGCGGACGUAUUCACCAAAGCGCUAGGCCCCAAGAUUUUUGGUACACAUUGCUAUGCUCUAGGCCUCCGGACGCGACAUCCACGGCUCAAGUCUACCUCGCGUUCGCGUGGGGGGGGGUGUGAGGAAUCCACUCUCCGCUCGGCUCAGGACUUAGGCGCGCGGAGCGAACCGGGCGCGGACUUAGGCGCGCGGAGUGAGCCGGGCGCCCCGGCCCAGGACUUAGGCGCGCGAAGCGAGCCUGGGACUUAG